Messenger RNA from Pangasianodon hypophthalmus (striped catfish), 1835 nucleotides. RefSeq names its product F-box only protein 6. Lineage: Eukaryota; Metazoa; Chordata; Actinopteri; Siluriformes; Pangasiidae. The record is from RefSeq and is a predicted model, not a curated record. Gene Ontology annotation, biological process: glycoprotein catabolic process; SCF-dependent proteasomal ubiquitin-dependent protein catabolic process. Gene Ontology annotation, cellular component: SCF ubiquitin ligase complex; cytoplasm. Bases 545 to 1345 code for a protein of 266 amino acids. The transcript has 7 exons. Gene Ontology annotation, molecular function: ubiquitin protein ligase activity; protein binding.
AUUUUUUUUUUAAUCUAACUAUGGCUGAAAUUGUUUCAUGAAAUCUUACAACUACUUUCUAAAACAUUACUUUGCAUCAGAUUUUUAUAAAAUCUAGCUAAAUGUAAAAUCAGAAAUGCACUACACUAGUAUCCCACUUGAAUGUUAGCCUUACGAAUGUUAGUGUUAUUGUGUCUGUGCUUCAUUAGGAAGGUUCAGUUUUAUUUAUACCAAUGAUCACCUCCUGUAGUAGCCUAUAGGACUGCAAGCAGCAGAUAUCUUGUCAUAAUGCUUCAUUCACACACACACACACACACACCAUUCACGCAGCUGAGUCACACACACUCCUCUCAUCAUUCAUUCAAGAAUACGAGUUCCUACACUUAUACAAAUAUAUAAAAACAAAACUGUUCACUGAAACGGCUCAGGAGCAUCACAUCCCUGUUACCGACAGCUCCGAUUUGUCCGAUCAAACCCGGAAGGUCAGAAUCUAUAAACUAAACUGAAAGCUAUAUACCGGAAGUUCUGCUAUAUCGUUAAGACACGAGACUGUAAAGACUUUGAGAUGACUUCUGAGCUGUCAAAACUGAGAAGAAUUGUUCAAUCAGCAUGGAAGCCAGUUUGCCCAGAUCUUCCUCUUACUGUUGUUGAGGAAAUUCUUCUAAACCUACCUGGCAAGCAAGUGAUUUGUGUGUGCCGCCUGGUGUGUAAUGCGUGGAAGUCGGUGGUGGACAGCACUGCGUUUUGGAGAGAGCGAUGCCGUAGGGAAGGACUCAAGCCUCCCAUUACCUACAAAGUCCCAAAAGAUUGGCAGACCUUCUAUGUUCUAUGUAACAAGCGCCGGAAUCUGUUGAAGAACCCCAAUGCAAAUGAGAGUUUCACUGGCUGGAAAAUCUUAGAAAAUGGAGGUGAUCGAUGGAUUGUAGACAAUGUGUUCGCAGCUCAUCCAGAUGACACUGUAACAAAAUGCUUUGUUACCUCUUAUGGGCGAUGCAUAAAGAGCCAGCUGAUCAACCUUGAGAAAGAAGGUUACAGUCCUGUAUUUAUGGAUCAAAUACAGCCCAACAUCGUCAUAUCAGACUGGUAUGCUCCACGGUGGGACUGUGGCAGUGUAUAUGAAAUUCGUGUUGAGUUACUCAAUCACAGGAAGAAGACAAUCCAGUUCUUUCAGCCUGAGCCAGUGACAUUUUUACAAUGGAAUGAUCAGCAAUGGAACUGGAUGACUCAUACCUUUAAGGACUAUGGACCUGGUGUUCGUUUUAUCCUUUUCAAGCAUGGAGGGAAGGACACGCAGUACUGGGCCGGACACUAUGGAAUACGGGUUACUAACAGUAGUGUGGAAAUCCUCCCAUCAGCUGAAGAAUAGUGCCUAAAAUAGUCAUUAUAGUACACAUAUAGGUAACUGAAGGAAAUAUUUUCAUGUCUUAUGUAAUUAAAAUAUAUAUAUAUAUAUAUAUAUAUAUAUAUAUAUAUAUAUAUAUAUAUAUAUAUAUAUAUAUAUAUUCUAAUUAUACUCUUUUUUUUAAAUGAUACCAAUUGCUGUUAUCUUGUUUAAAGUAUGUGUGAAUACAUAUUAUCUGUAUGAGUUUAUGCUGCUGUAUUAUUUAAUGGCCCAGUACCUUAUGAUUUAGUUUUACUGUUUAGUCUUUGUAUUUGAAAUUUUUGUUUUCAAAUUUGUCUGUGGUGAAAUUUGCUGGAUGUCAUGGAAAGAAAAUGAGACCGAGAAUAUUGCCAGAGAUGUUUCAGAAAGGUAGUCCUAGAAUAUUGCCUGAGAUGUUACAGAAAGGUAGUCCAAUAAUCUCAUUUACCUGUGAUUUGCUUUGACAUAUGCAUCAUAUUAAAACAUUAAAAUAUCA